Messenger RNA from Echinococcus granulosus, 1041 nucleotides. RefSeq lists its product as hypothetical. The record is from RefSeq and is a predicted model, not a curated record. Gene Ontology annotation, cellular component: cytoplasm; nucleus. The transcript has 5 exons. The coding region runs from base 1 to 1041 and encodes 346 amino acids. Lineage: Eukaryota; Metazoa; Platyhelminthes; Cestoda; Cyclophyllidea; Taeniidae.
AUGUCACAAACAAAACUUGGGACGCACAAUGGUGUUUUUCACUGCGACGAGGUUUUGGCUCUCGCUAUGCUUCGCCAAUUACCAGAGUACCGCAAUGCCGUACUAGUUCGGUCCCGCGAUCCCGCUCGCCUUCAGGACUGUGAUGUCGUUUUCGAUGUCGGGGGCGAGUUUGAUCCGGAUAGGCACCGUUAUGAUCAUCACCAAACGUCUUUCAGUAAAACUAUCCAAGACUUUCACCCUACUCUUAAACCGGCCGUGAAACUAAGUAGUGCCGGCUUGAUCUACGCGCACUUCGGCAAACGCGUAAUCGCAUCCGUUUUGGGAGAGGAGUCGUCCGAUUCUAAUGUUGUCAAAGCAGUCUUUCCUUUCCUUUAUGCAAUCUUUAUCAGUGAGAUUGAUGGUGUUGAUAAUGGCGUCCCCACCGCUCCUGUACCGCUUACGUAUUCUAUCCACACCGAUUUAUCUUCUCGUGUCGAUCGGUUGAAUCCCUCUUGGAAUAAAUCUGAUGAGGAUGAAACGGAGUGCUUUAAUCGGGCUUACAAGCUAGUCGAGUCCGAGUUGUUAUCCACUGUUCGUGACCUCGCGGAGACCUGGUAUCCUGCACGAAGCAUUGUUGAGGCCGCUCUGCUCUCACGUCACUCCAUCCACCCCAGUGGGGCCAUCCUUCACCUCGCACUGGCCUGCCCUUGGAAAUCACAUAUUUUUGAGCUAGAAAAAAAAAUCCUUGGAAUUACUGACGCUGACAAUGACGAGAAUACUGACUUCAAGGGUCGACCGGUGUUUGUCAUCGUGGAACGGAAGGGCAGUUGUGAAACGCAAUUCACUCUGAUCUCCAUUCCCUGCAAACCGAAUCUGCCAUUCUCAAAUCGAGUGCCGUUGGUGGCCGCGUGGGGCGGAAAAAGGGACGAGGAGUUGUCUGGAUUAGUUGGUCUGCCCGGUUGCGUGUUUGUGCACUCCAAUCUCUUCCUCGGAAUUCACAGGACAUUCGACGGUGCCCUUCAAAUGGGCAUAAUGUCUCUCAAAGCUGCAAAUUAUUUGUAG